AUGAUCUCCCCGAAGGACAAGGCCAAGGCGCCCAAGGACAGCAUGACGCUCCUCCCCUGCUUCUACUUCGUGGAGCUGCCCAUUGUGGCCUCCUCCAUCGUGACGCUGUACUUCCUGGAGCUGACCGACCUCUUCAAGCCGGCCAAGGUGGGCUUCCAGUGCUACGACCGGGCGCUCUCCAUGCCCUACGUGGAGACCAAUGAGGAGCUCAUCCCGCUGCUCAUGCUGCUCAGCCUGGCCUUCGCAGCCCCUGCUGCCUCGAUCAUGGUCGGGGAGGGCAUCGUGUACUGCCUGCAGUCCAGGCUGAAGGGACGCGCCGGUGCCGAGGGCAGCAUCAACGCCGGCGGCUGCAACUUCAACUCCUUCCUGCGCAGGACUGUAAGGUUUGUGGGCGUCCACGUGUUCGGGCUCUGUGCCACCGCCCUGGUGACGGAUGUGAUCCAGCUGGCUACCGGCUACCACGCGCCCUUCUUCCUGACCGUCUGCAAGCCGAACUACACUCUGCUGGGCACCCCCUGCGAUGCCAACCCCUACAUCACCCAGGACAUCUGCUCGGGCACGGACAAGCACGCCAUCCUGUCCGCCAGGAAGACGUUCCCGUCUCAGCACGCGACGCUGUCGGCGUUCGCUGCCGUCUACGUCUCGAUGUAUUUCAACUCCAUCAUCUCGGACAGCACCAAACUCCUCAAGCCCAUCCUGGUCUUCGCCUUCGCCAUCGCUGCCGGCAUCUGCGGCCUGACGCAGAUCACGCAGUACCGCAGCCACCCCGCCGAUGUCUACGUGGGCUUCCUGAUCGGCUCGGGCAUCGCCGCCUACCUGGCGUACCACGCCGUGGGCAACUUCCGUGCCCCCACGGAGAGGGCCCCGGCACCGGUGCCGGCCAAGGAUGCGCUGCGGGCGCUGACGCAGCGGGGCCACGACUCCGUGUACCACCAGAACAAGUCGGUGAGCACCGAUGAGCUGAACCCGCAGACGCGGCUGGAGGAGGCGGCGCGGCCGGUGCCGCGGGAGAAGAACUCCCUGGGCAGCCUGAAGCGCGCCAGCGUAGACGUGGACCUGCUGGCCCCCCGCAGCCCCAUGGCCAAGGAGAACAUGGUGACCUUCAGCAACACCCUGCCCCGCGUCAACACCCCCUCCAUGGACGACCCUGCGCGGCGCCACAUGACCAUCCACGUCCCCGUGGACGCCUCCCGCUCCAAGCAGCUCAUCACCGAGUGGAAGCAGAAGUCUCUGGAGGGCCGCAGCAUGACGCUGGCGGAGGAGGCGGGUGCGCUGGGCCGGGGUGCCGGGGACGCCGACGAGGACGUGCCCCCAUCCCUCUACCCCACGGUGCAGGCGCGCCCGGCCGAGCGGGCGACCAUGGGGCCCCGCGUCCUCAUCCAGCCCCGGCCGGGCGCCUCGCAGCUGGUGCACAUCCCCGAGGAGAGCCAGGCAGGCGCCGGCGGGGCGGCCGGCAGCGGGGCGGCCGUGCGGGCCAAGUGGGUGAUGGUGGCGGAGAAGGGGGGGGCGCAGCGGGUGGCCAACCCCCCGCGCCUCAUGCAGGUCAUCGCCAUGUCCAAGCAGCAGAGCAUGGUGUCCGUCACCCCCAAGCACUCGGAGACAUCCUCGUCCUCCACCAGCUCCGAUUCGUCGCAGUACCGCUCACCCUCCGAGCGGGACAGCUCCAGCAUCAUCACCAUCGACGCCCACGCGCCCCACCACCCCGUCGUCCACCUCUCCGCCGGCAACGGGCCCUGGGAGUGGAAGUCGGCCCAGAAGGGGCCGGAGGGGCCGGACGCCUACGAGCUGGGCGAGAUGGGCAAGGAUUUCCGGGGCUUCCGCCCGGCCAAGAGCGCUGGGGUGUCCCCCGGCUCCUCUGUCAGCGACAUCGAGCAGGAUGAGCCGCGCUAUGGCAGCCUGGCCACCAUCAACGUGGUGGCAGGGGGCGGCGGGGAGCGGGGGGAUGGCCCCCCCGAGGGGCUGCUGGGCACGGCCAGCCGGGAGUCCACGCUGCGGAGGAAGCCGGCCGAGAAGGAUGGGCACACGGACAGCGAGGCCGACAGCUACUACAGGAAAAUGCAAGCCAGCCGGAGGUUUAAGGACUGA
Cygnus atratus (black swan) is the source of this 2085-nucleotide messenger RNA. RefSeq names its product phospholipid phosphatase related 3 (gene PLPPR3). Gene Ontology annotation, molecular function: phosphatidate phosphatase activity. Gene Ontology annotation, biological process: phospholipid metabolic process; signal transduction; phospholipid dephosphorylation. The record is from RefSeq and is a predicted model, not a curated record. Lineage: Eukaryota; Metazoa; Chordata; Aves; Anseriformes; Anatidae.